This is a messenger RNA of Rhodofomes roseus, 1444 nucleotides long. Its product is annotated as cytidine deaminase-like protein. The transcript has 6 exons. Gene Ontology annotation, molecular function: zinc ion binding; hydrolase activity. The record is from RefSeq and is a predicted model, not a curated record. NCBI's taxonomy places the organism in Eukaryota, Fungi, Basidiomycota, Agaricomycetes, Polyporales, Fomitopsidaceae. Bases 252 to 1373 code for a protein of 373 amino acids.
CAGUGAUCAGCUCCAUCACGCAACCCUGUCGAGUGCAAGCUGUUGACCACUGCUUCGCCUGAAGAUCCCACUACACUAGCCAAACGCAGCACCAUUCAUUGCUCCUGAACAACAUCAGACACUGACCAUUAUCACACGGCCUCACACGGCGCGUUGUCAAAGGCGCUAGCGUGGUGUGAACUCGCGUGAAGACCGUAAUAGACCGCCGAGCCGCUGGAUUGACUCUCUUUCACCAUAGCCGGCCGAUCAUCAUGUUCGUCGCAAUCGUCGGAACGCGCGCCUCAGGGAAAUCGACCGUCGUACAGUACCUCGUGAACAGGAAGGGGUUUAUUUCCAUCACGUUGACGAAUCGUGAGGAUGGCCUCGAUCGGGACUCGACGUACGAUACCGAAGCGGAUGAGGUCGACAUCCGCACAAAUUACCGCUAUGAUGACAACAGGCUAUCGUUCCUGCAAAUGUCUCCGCCGACAUCCACUCUUCCUUCGCCAGCUCCGGACGCAGACUUCCAGGUCACAUUGACGAGGCCCCUCGUCUUCUCUUCGCCGGCUUCUCUUUUGCAACAUGUGACAAAGUAUUGGCGGACAAAUUUUGUAACCAUGGAUCUCCGGACGAAGGAGCUACUGGAGCCUUUUACAACAAGGCCGUUCUUCCUGGUCGUCUCCGUUGACGCACCUCUGCUAAUCCGAUUUAGACGCUGUGAGGACUCAGGGUUCUCAUUGGAGGAAUUUGUUCGGGAACAUGACAAUCACUACUACGGCACGAGCGACGCCGGCUUCGAGACGCCACGGAAGGUGACUUUCGAACAGACAGCAGGCUGUCCUGCACUAUCCGACCUGAACCACCUCGUGAACCUUCACGUCGUCAAUUCUUUCGACUCGAUGCAGGCACUGCAUUUCCACCUAGACCAACUGGAUCUCCUGGACCCGGAACGCAUGAGACCGGGAUGGGAUGCAUAUUUCAUGCAGCUGGCGACACUCGCCUCGCGAAGAUCCAAUUGUAUGAAACGCAGGGUGGGAGCUAUUUUGGUCAGGAACAAGCGCAUCCUCGCUACCGGGUAUAACGGCACCCCACGUGGUGUGCUCAAUUGCAACGAAGGCGGAUGCACUCGGUGUAACAGCGCCAGCGAAACAUCGGACGAAUGUGUCUGCCUCCACGCGGAAGAGAAUGCGCUGCUGGAGGCAGGCAGAGAGCGCGUGGGAGACGGUGCAGUGCUCUACUGCAAUACAUGUCCGUGCCUCAAGUGUACCAUCAAAAUCAUACAGACGGGUGUGAAAGAAGUGGUGUACAAUUUGAGUUACAAGAUGGACGACUCCUCCGCCGCAUUGUUUCACGAAGCAGGGGUGGUUCUCCGGAGACAUGCGACGCCAGCCUGACGCGUGGCUACGGGCAUACAAGAGUACCUCAUCGUAGGAGGAGAAGGAGGAGAGAUACAAUUUAGCCACCG